AUGCGUUACGUGGCUGCCUACCUCCUAGCUACCCUCGGGGGCAAAAGCAACCCGUCCAAAGAGGACGUUGAGAAUAUCUUGGAGAGCGUCGGUCUGGACGUUGACGACGAGAAACUGACGAAGGCGAGCCCUAGAGUUGUCGGUGAACUAGAUGGGAAAGACAUCAACGAAGUUAUCAGUGAAGGAAUGGGCAAACUUGCCUCCAUGCCAUCAGGAGGUGCAGUAGCGGCGGUGUCUGCUGGUGGAGGAGGAGAAGGAGGAGCUGCCGCGGAACAGAAGGAAGAAGCCAAGGAGGAGAAGAAGGAAGAGGAGGAAGAUGAGUCAGACGACGACAUGGGCUUCGGACUCUUCGACUAG
This is a messenger RNA of Geodia barretti, 357 nucleotides long. Lineage: Eukaryota; Metazoa; Porifera; Demospongiae; Tetractinellida; Geodiidae. The record is from the annotation of a GenBank genome assembly.